Messenger RNA from Cydia amplana, 901 nucleotides. RefSeq names its product CDC42 small effector protein homolog (gene Spec2). The transcript has 4 exons. Bases 590 to 835 code for a protein of 81 amino acids. Gene Ontology annotation, biological process: regulation of Rho protein signal transduction. Gene Ontology annotation, cellular component: plasma membrane. NCBI's taxonomy places the organism in Eukaryota, Metazoa, Arthropoda, Insecta, Lepidoptera, Tortricidae. The record is from RefSeq and is a predicted model, not a curated record. Gene Ontology annotation, molecular function: small GTPase binding.
GUCGGUAGGCGAUAACAACAAACUCCCGGUUAAGGCGACCGGUGCAAACUUCACGCAGUUAAGUCAGUCACUGGGGGAACCGCGCGUAGAAAGCACGCGCUCACAACUCGCCAGUUAACUUUACAAACUUUUUAACUGUAUAACAAUUUACUGAAUAAGUUCCUGUGACAAACAAAACAAUAGUGCUGAAAUUGUGUAAUAAAAUAUUGGAUUAAUACGAAUUUAAAGCGUGGAUUUGCGUUCCUAUAUGUAAUUAUCGGAGCAUCAACAUCAUGCACCCGUCGUUAUCUGCGGAGAGGAGAUCAUCGCGCGCUAGAUAAACCUCGAUUCCAAGAACAUUAUCUGAAGCCGGCUCUUCAAUAAGUGACAGUGUUUCGUGUUAUCGUGCUACAGUACAACUUAUUGUUUAUUCCACAUUUCACAUUCGAUAUUCAAAUUUAAAUUUGGAAAAAUAUUCAGCAGUUCUUGAACAUUGGAAACACAAGUGCUUGAGUAAAAAAAGAGAAUUCGAAUUUCAAAUUCGAAUUCUCAAGCCGCGUUGACACGCGCAAUUGACUGUAGCUAGUAGUGGACGGUUUAGUGAUUGAAAAUGGCCGGCACCGGUGGUGAGAUCUGGCUUCAGUGGUUCGCGUGCUGCUACCAGCCCGCCGCGCAGGCGCAGCGGACGCGCCGGAGAAUAGACCGCUCCAUGAUCGGAGCGCCCACAAACUUCCAGCACACAGGACACAUAGGGUCCACGGACGUGGACAUGCCGUCCUCGCUGCUGCACUCCAUCCAGAACCAGAUGCAGAGCAAAGGCGGCUACGAGGUGGCGUACGGAGUCAAGGCAUACUGAACGAGCAUGCCGAGGGCUAGUGCUUGGACUGAGUGACUGUCGUGUUAAUCGUGUUAUGAUCUUAUU